Symbiodinium necroappetens is the source of this 1826-nucleotide messenger RNA. The record is from the annotation of a GenBank genome assembly. NCBI's taxonomy places the organism in Eukaryota, Dinophyceae, Suessiales, Symbiodiniaceae.
AUGACACGGGAGCGACCGCAUCCCCCUUCAUUCUAUUGCCCCAUCAGCCGACAGUGCAUGCAUGAUCCCGUAAUUCUAUCCGACGGUCACACCUAUGAGCGUCGAUACAUCGAGAAGUGGCUCUUGCACAAGGACACUUCCCCUGUGAGUGGAGCGAAGCUGCCACAGAAGUCCUUCGUGCCGAAUCAUGCACUUCGAAAUGCCAUUGAAGAGUAUUUCGAGCAGGUGCUCUCUCGCCACCGCGAGGCCAUCCAGCAUACCACCGCCGGCCUCGUGAAACGACAUGGCAAAUUCAGCUGCAAUUCCGCCAUUCUUGGCACCAUUGACUCACUGAUGCAGUGUUCGAUUCUGUUGAAUGCGGAUCUCAGUGUGGAGAUGGUCCUGAAGCGCCUCAUGGAUGAGGCCAAGGGCCUCGUCGGCGCCGAGGUGGCGAGCGUCUUUCUUGUUGACAGGCAGCAUGGGGAGCUGUACUCGACGGUGAAUUCCACUGGAAAAGAGAUCCGCAUUCCCUUCAACUCUGGAGUGGCCGGUAGUGUGGCUUGCUCAGGCGAGCCGCUCAUCAUCAUGGAUGCCUAUGCUGACGCCAGGUUCAACACGGAGAUCGAUCGAAAGACUGGUUUCCAGACGCGAAAUAUUCUUUGCGUCCCAAUACGCGCUUUUAAGGCCGGCAUAAUCGGGGUGGCCCAGCUGAUCAACAAGACCGCUGGUGGCGUCCUCUCCCGCGAAGGAGAAGCUGCGCGUGCUGCCCCACGCCUUGCUUUCACACAGGAUGACCAGCUUUUCUUCGAGGUCUUCGCUUCGCAGGCCGGUACGGCCAUUAUCACCAGUGGCGUUUCUGAAGAGAUGCCAGUGCCAACCAGUCCGACGCAACAAGAAGGUACCUCUUCAGAGGAGCCUCUGUCUGCGCAAUCGUCCAUGAAGCAAAUGGCUGUAGAAGCCGUGCACGUGGAUCCGACUGAGGAGUUGGAGGAGAAGAUGCUGCUGUUGCAGCCAGUGUUAGAUGCGGCAAUGGAGAGCUGGAGUGCAGACACCCUGACGCUCUCCGAGCUCACAAGGGGCAGGCCACUCUAUGUCAUGAGUCUCUCCGUGAUUCGGCAUUUGGGCCUCAUCCAGGCUUUCGGUUUGGACGAGACCAAGCUGAAGCGGUUCCUCAUUGAGGUGGAGAACGGCUACCCGCAAAGUAAUCGCUAUCACAAUUCUGCCCACGCAGCAUCCGUGGUGCACUUUAUGUAUGCGCUCCUCGUGCACGGUGGCGUGGCUUCCCAGUGCACCAAGGCUGCGCAGAAGGUGCAGGAGGAUAUGCAGGUCAAGUUCGUUCAGCUGGCAGGCAUUCUUGCAGCUCUUUGCCACGACUUCGAGCAUGAAGGGGUCACGAACGACUUCCACAACAAGACGUUGACAGAGCGGUCUGUGACAUACAACAACAGGAGCGUGAACGAGCAGCACCACAUUGCAGCGGCUUUCCGCGUCCUGAUGAAGUCUGACAUGAACUUUCUGUCGGGGAUGAGCAGCGACCAAUUCCAGAAUUUGAGGUCGCUCAUUGUAGAGAUGGUCCUGGCGACAGACAUGGCCUUGAACAACGAGCUCCUGGCCAUUUUCGCACAGAGUGUCCAGGCGUUGGGUGCUGAAGGUUUCUCACCUUCCACGGCUGAGGAAGCCUCUUUGGUGCUGAAGUUUGCUCUCAAAUGCGCAGACGUUGGCCACUUGGCGCUGGACUGGCCUGGACACUUGCGAUGGGUACAGCGGCUGGAAGAGGAGUUCUUUCUGCAAGGUGAUCGUGAAAAGGGCUUGAAAUUAGAUCCUGGCUUUCUGAUGGACCGGGACAA